Messenger RNA from Cooperia oncophora, 288 nucleotides. NCBI's taxonomy places the organism in Eukaryota, Metazoa, Nematoda, Chromadorea, Rhabditida, Trichostrongylidae. The record is from the annotation of a GenBank genome assembly.
AUGGAAAAUGGGGACUAUGCUAAGAAUACUAUGCCAGUAGAUUUUGAUCCUGGUCGACUUGAUCUUUCUGAAUAUUUGCAUGAAAACUCACCUGAAUCAGCAGAGCCGUAUCGCUUGUAUGCAGUAACGAAUCACUGUGGUCGGUUAAAUAGUGGUCACUAUACGGCGUUAGUUUGUCAUGGAACGACUGGUGAAUGGCUGCGGUUUGAUGACGAGAGUGUUUCGCCCUCGUCGGCCAGUGGCAUAAAUACUUCUGAAGCGUAUAUGUUAUACUACAAAAGAUCGUGA